Messenger RNA from Paramecium tetraurelia, 879 nucleotides. RefSeq lists its product as uncharacterized. NCBI's taxonomy places the organism in Eukaryota, Ciliophora, Oligohymenophorea, Peniculida, Parameciidae. The record is from RefSeq and is a predicted model, not a curated record. The transcript has 2 exons.
AUGAGGAAUUAUAUCACGAUAACACAAGAUAAUAAUGUUAGACAAUAUCCAAGAUUACUUGCUAAUGAAGGCUUAUAAAAUUAGAUGGCUAAGUUCAAGAAAAUUGAAAAUGAAGGUGGGUUUAAGAAAAAAGUAGAAACUAACUUUGUUCUAAAGAGUUUACAUAAGAUGAAUCAUGAGACACAUAGUUUCAGAUUAAUAAAAGUCUUAGAUACUCCAUUUAUACAAAGGAGAAAAAGUGAAUGUGAUGGAGUAAUUUCUGAAAAAAUUCAAAACAUCGAUAUGAAGUACCCUAAAACAACAAUUGGGCAACACCAAUUUUUAGAUAGAGUUAAAGACUUACGUAGAAAAGCUAUAAAGGGGAGAAUGAAAAAUAAAUUUUAGAAAUCUUUCAGGAAAAUAGAUACAACAAAACCUAGCUAAUUCAAUCAUCAACCUCACUAUACUAUGUCAAAACGUGAUUCCACUUAUGGGAGUUUACAAGAAAUCAAAGUACUCAGACCUUUUGCCAGAGAUCGUGCUUACUAUUAACGAACAUUGGAGAAAAAGGGAUCUGAUUCUUUUUGUGAAUCCCCAAGCACGCCUAAUCUUCAUAUUCGUAGAAGAACAUAGAAAAUAGGAGUAACACAAAAUUAAAAAUAAUUUGUUUUACUCUAAUUGAACAAGUUCAGCCCCAAAAAUUUUGAAUAAAUAAAAAAAGAUUCCAUACUAAAGAUCUUAUCAGAAACCAAAGAGAGCUAGUCUUAAACUCAUGUUGUUCCUUAACCUGCUUCCAUAAUCUUAAAUAAAUUUUAACCUUACAUUUGCAAUCCAAAGAUUAUGAAUCUAAAAAAAUGUAGCAUCUUAACCUCUUCUUCUAGAGUUAAAACCUUGUUUUGA